Messenger RNA from Trichoderma asperellum CBS 433.97, 837 nucleotides. RefSeq lists its product as uncharacterized. Gene Ontology annotation, cellular component: cytoplasm. The record is from RefSeq and is a predicted model, not a curated record. Gene Ontology annotation, molecular function: glutathione transferase activity. Lineage: Eukaryota; Fungi; Ascomycota; Sordariomycetes; Hypocreales; Hypocreaceae.
AUGCCCAGCAUAGACACUUCAAUUCAUUCGGCCCCCAGCGGCGCCGCUGCGAAGUUGGCAGCUCUUCACGCAGACGAACAACCCCUCAAAUUAUACGGAGGAUGGUUCUGUCCCUUUGUACAGCGGGUUUGGAUCACUCUGGAGGAGAAAAAGAUUCCCCAUCAAUAUGUGGAAAUCAACCCGUACAAAAAGGAGCCAGACUUUCUCAAGAUGAAUCCUCGCGGCCUGGUGCCCACUCUCGCUGUGCCUGUUAACGCUACUGGGACAGAACAGAAGCCUCUGUAUGAAAGCUCUGUCAUUAUCGAGUAUCUUGAGGAUGCAUAUGCAGAUGAGGCCAAAUACGGCCCUCGCCUGCUGCCGUCAGAUCCAUAUCAAAGAGCCAGGGCUCGGCUCUGGAUAGACCACAUCAGCACCAGAAUCGUUCCUGCUUUUUACAAAUUUCUGCAGCACACUCCCGAUAAGAGCUUCACCAUUGAUCAAGCACGAGAAGAGUUUCACGGACAUAUCAAGACCCUCGUGGCGCAGAUGGAUCCCGAGGGCCCAUGGUUUUUGGGAAAGAAUAUCAGCUUGGUGGACAUAAGCCUGGCGCCUUGGGCAAAGCGGCUAUUCCUGCUGGACUACUAUAAGCCGGGUGGGCUUCAGAUACCACAAGAGGGAGGUGAAAGCAAUGUGUGGACAAGAUGGAAUUCGUGGAUCAAGGCUGUGGAGAAUCACCCGAGCGUGAAGAACACCUGGAGUGACGAUGAUAAAUUUAUCGAAGUCUAUAAGAGAUAUGCGGAUGAUACAACAAGCUCGCUGGUGGGAAAGGCAACGAGAGAGGGCAGCAAGCUUCCAUGA